CUGCUGUUAACAUGGGAAGAUACUUUGCCGGAUUUUAGCUUGGUAACGUGCUCAGCUACUCUCAAGAUCUAAACACAUGGAACAAGUUUACAACCAGCCUUAAUUUUCACGAUCAAAACGCUGAUUUUUUUGACCCGCACAGCACACGUAGGGAGGCUGAUAUUCAUCCCUCAUCUUCCCAGGGAUCCCUCAGCCUGCCCUGAUGAAGCCCGAGCAAGACGGAGACCUCCUGGAAGAGGACUCCCCUCAGGAGAAUGGAGUCCACACAAACCAGUACAGCUCCAUCUCUCCUCCUGCCUCACCUGUGGCCCAGGAUGAACCCUUCUCCACGUACUUUGAAGAGAGGGUGCCCAUUCCAGACAGUGAAAACCAGUUGUUCAGUUUCCGUAAACUCUGGGCUUUCACUGGACCGGGGUUUUUGAUGAGCAUUGCUUAUUUGGAUCCCGGGAACAUCGAAUCAGACCUGCAGUCUGGAGCUGUAGCUGGCUUUAAGCUCCUAUGGGUUCUCCUUGUAUCCACUAUCAUCGGGCUGCUGUUGCAGAGGCUGGCUGCUCGCCUCGGGGUGGUCACAGGGAUGCACCUGGCUGAAGUCUGCAACCGCCAGUAUUCCACUGUUCCUCGCAUCAUCCUCUGGCUGAUGGUGGAACUGGCCAUUAUUGGCUCAGACAUGCAGGAGGUCAUUGGCUGUGCCAUAGCUCUCAACCUCCUUUCUGUGGGCAGGAUCCCACUGUGGGGAGGAGUUCUCAUCACCAUCACAGACACAUUUGUGUUCCUUUUUUUAGACAAAUAUGGACUGAGGAAACUUGAAGCUUUCUUUGGCUUUCUGAUCACUGUAAUGGCUCUUAGUUUUGGUUAUGAGUAUGUGCUGGUAAAACCGGACCAGGGGGAGUUGCUGAAGGGUAUGUUUGUACCCUACUGUGCCGGCUGUGGGCCUGUGCAGCUGGAGCAGGCAGUGGGAAUUGUAGGUGCUGUCAUCAUGCCCCACAACAUCUACCUGCAUUCAGCCUUGGUCAAGUCUCGGGAAGUCGAUCGCAGAAAUAAAAAGGAAGUCAAGGAAGCCAACAAGUACUUCUUCAUUGAGUCGGCUAUCGCCCUCUUUGUCUCCUUCCUCAUCAAUGUGUUUGUCGUCGCAGUCUUUGCUCAGGCCUUCUACAAUAAAUCCAACAUAGAGGUGAAUGCAGAGUGCAAUGCAACUGGCAGCCCUCACACAGAUCUCUUCCCUCUUAACAACAACACACUCGAAGUGGACAUUUACAAAGGGGGGAUCGUCUUGGGGUGUUUCUUUGGACCAGCAGCUCUCUACAUCUGGGCUGUCGGUAUUCUGGCAGCUGGACAGAGCUCCACCAUGACGGGCACGUACUCUGGACAGUUUGUGAUGGAGGGUUUCCUGAACCUGCGGUGGUCUCGUUUUGCACGGGUGCUGCUGACCCGCUCCAUCGCCAUCACGCCUACACUGCUGGUCGCCAUUUUCCAGGAUGUUCGGCAUUUGACUGGGAUGAAUGAUUUUCUGAAUGUGCUGCAGAGCCUACAGCUUCCAUUUGCUUUGAUCCCAAUUCUGACUUUCACAAGUCUGAAAUCCAUAAUGAACGACUUUGCCAACGGAUUGGGGUGGAAGAUUUCGGGAGGUAUCCUCAUCCUGGGCGUUUGUGCAAUCAACAUGUAUUUUGUGAUUGUUUAUGUGACGGCGCUGAACAGCGUGGUGCUCUAUGUUUUAGCUGCUCUCAUCUCUGUAGCCUAUCUGGCCUUUGUGGCAUACCUGGCUUGGCACUGUCUGGUUGCCCUGGGCGUCUCCUGCCUGGACUGUUGUAGCAGGAUGCAGCUGGGAGUGUCGCGUCACACAGACAUGUACUUACUGAACGAUAUGGACUCUAAUACAUUGGUGGACAGAUGAAGGACACUCAGAGCAGGUGCUUGACUGUGGUGUAGACACCGUUAGAUGACCCGACUGAAGCGUGGGACCACUGAAACUCGGCUAGUAUGUGUUAGUCUUCACCCCCUCAGUGCCUGAGGUGUUUUUAAAGUGUCCUUACAGAACGCCCACAGAUGAUCGUGACGUUUUCAUUCACAAAUAUCUCCGGCAGCUUUGGCUCUUGCAGAAGAAUAAUGUUUAUGAAAGCAGUGUUUAAUUAGAAGAUGUGUUUAAACAGUUGCUGUGGCUGUAACUAUAUAAGGUUAAACACUACAGCCAUGAAGCAGACAAAAUAAACUGACAGUGCGUGAUGUUGAAUUGCCCGAGUCGUAAUUCAGAGAAAUAGUGGUGCGCUCGAGGCUGCACGCUAUCCCACAUGAAGGUGCUCAUGGUUUUUGUUUUAAUUACCCUUUUAACUUGUUCCUGUUUUACCUCACAUGAUCUUAAAAAGAGAUCUCAUUGGAUCUUUUAGACAUCCCCACAUAGUCACAACAAGAAGGCAGAAAACCAAUCGCACUCGAGCGCUGAAGGGUUAAUUUAUAUGAUGUUAAAGUCAAAAGCAGCUGCAUUAUGGGUUUUUUAUUUGUUCAAGACAAAGAGAUUCCUGUUACUCUAUUUAACACUGCUAUAAUGAGAUUCAGUUAGAUGUUAAUAUUAGACCAAUAAAUUGAUAGAAUAUAUUGAAUAUGUACAUAACCCUUGUUGAUCUUAUUUAUGUGUCAUUAGUCAACAUUUUUGCCCCAUUUUUAAGUCUCUUUUAAUAUAUUGCAUAUAAAAGACGGUGACAGUUUUAUGUCACUCUCAUUCUGCAGCUGCUUCUUCGUUGAGAUGAAUCCCUCCAAACUUUCUUUUUCAAAUUAAUUUAUUUUUUAAGUAUUAAGUAUUCAAGAUCUCCUUGCUGCAGUGGGAUUUAAUAAGUGUCCGAAAAUAUAUUUUUUUAAAAGAUGCAGACUUUAAAUUAAAUGUUAAGGUGUCCAGCUUUAGCACAUUUACAUUCCCAUUAAAUGCAGCAGUGGUUCAAUAUGACUGAUCAGUGCAGAGAUCAGAGUCCAGUCAGCUCAGUGUUUCUCUUUUGUUAAUUAAUUUUUGUGUUAUUCAUUCUUCCCUUUUAUUGUUCUUAGUUUUUCUUCAAAGUUAAUCUUAUGGUCAGUUUAUUCCGGUAUUUUAUUUAUGCUGCUUUGUCUAGUAUGUUGUUUUGUUUGAUUUUUUAAAUGCUUUUAUGUAGUUUAGCUUUGGCUUUUGAGAGCGUUAGAGCUGCCUUUUUUCUUUUUUUGAUUAUGCCAAAUGUGCACAGAGGUGUGAUGUUCACUGUGUUAUCUACAGAGAAACAAAGCGAUUGUUUAAUUCUGAAAUCUUACUGGGAGAGUAAAAUUGGCAGCUGAGGGGAGCCGGUGGAAAACGGUGUAGCUCCAAGCCAUCGACUCUGGUAUUUCUUGUUGCUGGAAGCUGGUUUUCAAGUCCUGGUGGAGUUUGUUUCCAAUAUCAGAGAAGACAGUGCCUAACAUCAGAGAGCUUAUAUGAGAAAUUGUGAUCAACUGUGCAACACUGAUGCUUGUUCGUUUGCUCCACAACAGUGAAGAUGUAGUACAGAGAAAGCACUGGACAAGACAACAGGGAACUGGAGAAAAUAAUAAAAUGAAACUAUAAGCAAAUCUGAAAUAGGACACUUGAGAAGCAGUUUAAUGAACUGAACCCUUCCACUGACCAAAUAUGAACUGUAGGUUAUAUUUAUUGUGCAGAUGACCACAGUGCCUCAUGUUUUUACCACUGUGCCUCAUUUAGGGGAUCCUUAGCACAAAAAGAACAAAUCAGCACUUGAUUGCAAAAGAAGUGUAUAAUUGAAAGAAUGGAAAUUACACUUUAAGCUGUUUGUUUGAGGGUUUAUCUAAUUUGGAGGACCAUUGAUGGGUUGAAUGCUAGAAACGUGUGUGGUCUUUUAUGCAAAUGUCACUGAACAUAUCUCCAGGUUGAGUUGUAUUUGUUAGAAUAAGAUGUACGUCUCUCUAUGCCACCUUGGCAGUGUUACGAGGUUUUCUCUGAUUGGUGCAUCACGUUUCACGUUGUAAACAUAAUUUGAAUUCAGAAACACCUGCAGAAGACCAUUUUUAGGUUUCAUGUCUAGACAGAAAACUGAUGCUGUACUACAUUGUGAUUUUUUUUCUGGAACUCUAAAACUGUUAAGUGUGGCACAGUAUUGGAACGUCUAUCUAAAGCGCCACAGCUUUAAAUUACCUGCUGUCUGUAUGUUUUUUGUUUUUGUUUGUUUGUUUGAAUGGUGCUCUUGGUAAAUAAAAAAUAGACUUUA
Molecule: messenger RNA, 4214 nt
Organism: Pelmatolapia mariae (spotted tilapia)
Lineage: Eukaryota; Metazoa; Chordata; Actinopteri; Cichliformes; Cichlidae
Product: natural resistance-associated macrophage protein 2-like
Exons: 17
Coding region: 203-1891 (562 amino acids)
Biological process (GO): metal ion transport
Cellular component (GO): plasma membrane
Molecular function (GO): manganese ion transmembrane transporter activity; iron ion transmembrane transporter activity; cadmium ion transmembrane transporter activity
Source: RefSeq, a predicted model, not a curated record